Paramormyrops kingsleyae is the source of this 2610-nucleotide messenger RNA. The record is from RefSeq and is a predicted model, not a curated record. NCBI's taxonomy places the organism in Eukaryota, Metazoa, Chordata, Actinopteri, Osteoglossiformes, Mormyridae.
UUUGUGUUGGAUUAUCGGCUUGUGUGUGUUUGUCUCAUUUCUCACUUUUCACUAUGCCAGAUGUGGAAAAUAUAUAUCUUACGCGUGAGCUCCAUAAUUUAAUCUUGAUAAUCGUCACCGAGUCGCUAUGCUGGUAUAACUCGUAAGAAAUAUCGUGUUUGCUAGUCCACUUAAUUUGAGGAUUAUCAUGUUUACAUAUAUACGGAAAUCUCUGCGGAAUAAAAGCAGACAGCUGCAUUCUGGCUAGCGGGUGAAAAUGCUGGAGAGCCAUUUUACAGAGUAUCGCUGACUGCUACGUGUACGGUGUGGAGAAAUGGGGAACUUCGUUUAUCCAUAAUGACACUUUUUGUGUGAAAUAUUUACCAACAACCCCCCCUCCAGAUAUCUACUUGUUUGAGACGUCUGCACAAGGUACCCGGACUGUGUCACAGGGUGACCCCAAUGGGCCUGUUCGACAAACUCGCUGGAUGGCUCGGCUUGAAGAAGAAGGAAGUCAACGUGCUCUGCCUGGGUCUGGACAACAGCGGCAAGACCACCAUCAUCAACCAGCUCAAGCCGUCUAAUGCUCAGACACAAGACAUAGUCCCCACGAUAGGCUUCAGCAUAGAGAAGUUUAAGACAUCAAGUCUGUCCUUCACAGUUUUUGACAUGUCGGGUCAAGGCAGAUACAGGAAUCUGUGGGAGCAUUACUACAAGGAGGGUCAGGCCAUCAUAUUUGUCAUAGACAGUGGGGACAAGCUGAGAAUGGUGGUUGCCAAAGAGGAACUUGACACACUUUUGAAUCACCCAGACAUAAAACACAGAAGGAUUCCCAUUUUGUUCUUCGCAAACAAGAUGGAUCUGCGAGAUGCACUGUCCUCUGUGAAAGUUUCACAGCUGCUCUGCUUGGAAAAUAUCAAAGACAAACCUUGGCAUAUAUGUGCAAGUGAUGCUGUGAAAGGUGAAGGCUUGCAAGAAGGUGUGGACUGGCUUCAAGAUCAGAUCAGAACAAUGAAAACAUGAACAUUAUCAGGACAGGAACUGAGACAGCAUGAGAACACCAACAGCAUCCUCUCAGACUGGUCUGAAGCUGUCCCCAGAAGAGUCCUAUUCAGCCUGACCUAUGUCCCAGUAAGUCUGGACUUUUGGCCUUCUGUAGUGACCACAUUGCUAAAAGAGAAGGUCUUUUUUUAUUUAUUUUCUUUACUUAAGGUAGAACAAAUGCUUACUUAUAUAAAAUGUACACAUUUUUUUCCACCAUAUCUCAACUUAUUUUUUGUAUUCAUGCAAAACAGUAAUUACUUUUUCUGGACACUGCAUAAGACUUAUAGUUGCGUAUUCUGCUUGCAAGUCCAGCAGAUCAAUGCGGCAAGGCAUAUUUACCAGUUCUAUAGAAACUGAAAUAGUAGUUUACAAUAGCCUGAAAAAAUUUAAAUUUCACCACUUCCAGCUAGUAUGUGCUUAUGAUCUACUGUAUCUCCAGCAAAUUAGCUUUCAUGGCAGGCAGUCACAUGUGCUCUGAUCUGAGCCUGGCCUAACAUUUUAUGUUGCUUUCAUCUGCUUGUUUUUUUAUGACCCAUCUCUGCUGGAACGUAAUGUAACAGCUAAAGUUCCAGAUGUUUGUUUGGUUAAUAAUUGUGGCAUUAGUAUACAGUCACAUUGACUCAGUACAAAUCCUGUUUUUCCUCUGUUCUGUUUAGUGUAGGAUUGGGUGCCCUGUGUAUGGCUGAUCUUCAGACACCAAACACGCAUAAUAAGCUGUGUCUGGUUGGUGUCUUCACAGCACAAGAAGCCUAUUUGGGGAACUUAAUAUUUUAGAGAAUGACACCUUUAAAGGUUGGCUUUUGCUUAGUACAUGCUUUUCGUCCAUUUCAAAUAAAUAUCAUCAAUCUAAUUAAUCAAGACAAUAUAAAUGAAUCAGAUAAGUAAACCUACAGACUCAGGGAAAUUUUGUCCAGUACUUGUGGAAGUAAUUUAAAAAAUAAUUUUAACAACAUUUCAAUAAAGGGAAUUGAUUUUAAACAAUUUUAUUUCACAAGCUAGAUAAUGAAUAUCCAUUUAUUGCUGAAUUCUACAGUACACUAAAUAAUAUUUACUGUAAUAGCAUAAAGAGCAACUAUUGCUUGUGACUCAAUGGUCAUUGUCAUUGCCUCUUUGGUAUACAUUCAAACAGAUGUUUUCAUUUGUCUGAAUUGAUACUGGAAAGAUGGGGUUUACCAAACUAUCUGGCAAAAGCAUAGGUGUUCAUUCUGGAAAAACUGGUGUGGUAAACCUAAAAUCUGUAUAAGCAGUUUAAAUCAAAGGGAUGCUGUAUGUACAUUAAUAAUGUACAAUUAUACACUGUGUGAACCUGCUUUCCUUGUUUAUUCUCCCUGUGUUUGGCUAAUGUGACAACAGUUGUCCUUGUUUAGUUGAGUUCUGUUGAGUGGACUUCAUUUAUUUUGUGAGCAUUGGGACUAGGCUGUUCUGUAAACUCAAAAGUAGCCAAUCUUGUGGUUAUAUAAUGGAUCUAUUAUUGUGUUGUAAUGUACAGCACAAUAUAACUUAAGAGUAUUAUUGUGCUCUUAAGAGUGAUUUCCAUAUUUUGAUUAUCUCUUAUGUUUAAAAAAAAAUACAGCAACUGUCAACAAA